Daucus carota subsp. sativus is the source of this 10241-nucleotide messenger RNA. RefSeq lists its product as uncharacterized. The transcript has 4 exons. Gene Ontology annotation, biological process: DNA integration. The record is from RefSeq and is a predicted model, not a curated record. NCBI's taxonomy places the organism in Eukaryota, Viridiplantae, Streptophyta, Magnoliopsida, Apiales, Apiaceae. Gene Ontology annotation, molecular function: nucleic acid binding. The coding region runs from base 3106 to 8535 and encodes 1809 amino acids.
AAUUUAUUUGUCAUAGUUUUUUAGAUUUUGCAUAAUAGAUACAUAUUUAUAUUUGUUACAUUAUCUUUUCAAAUUUUAAAGUUUAUAUAGGUUGAUUUUAUUAAUUUUAUUAGAGGGGAUAUUUUAGUCAAUUUCUUUCCAACCCUAAAAAUUGCAUAUAAAUAAUCAUUACCUAUCUCAUAAGAGUUACUCAACCGCCGCUCUUCUCUUCUUUCUCUCCCCAUUUCUUUAGCCUCCAUCUUUUCUCCAACCAUGACUCCCAGUCAUUUAGCCUUUCUCUCCCCAUUUCUUUAGCCUCCAUCUUUUCUCCAACCAUGACUCCCAGUCAUUUAGCUUCAAAAUCUGUAUAAAUCUUUAAUAUAUAUAUACACACAAAUCUUUAGUAUAUAUACACACACAUGCUAGUCUCUUUAUCCUUCCCCCUGUAUGUGCGUUGGCCAAGUAAACUGUCACAAGGGUUUGCCGGAAUUACCAAGCUUGCGUAUUUUCUCCCAUCCUUUAGCAUAUAUGAUUGCAAUUUGAUAAAAAAGGAAGAAAAUGUUCCGGUGUACCACCAUGCAAGAACAAUUUAUGCUGCUGCAUUUGUCACGCUCCUUUCUAUUUUUUCCGGACAGAGCUGGUGCUUUUGCUCGCUGUAUUUCUCGAUCGGUCAGCCGAGCCAACUGAUAGGAAUUUUUAGAGAAAUCGAGAAUUCAAGAGAAAAAGGAACAAAAAGGUGCAAGAAGGGAAAAAGAGGAAGAAAAAGAAAAGAAAAAGAAGAAGAAGAAGAAAAGGGAAAAGAAAAUCAAAAAAAAACAAGGACCCUUCUACCCCUAAAACCCUAAUCUUGGCCUAUAUAAACACCCUUUUCUCUCAUUAGCUCUCAAGUUAGUUUACCCUAGUUUUACCUAGUUGUUAGUAGCCUCCAUCAAUUUCUAGCUUUCUUUUUCAAAUUGUAAUCUCUCAAAUAUUGUAAACACUUUCUUGUUUAAUAUAAGUUCAAGUUUAGUUUCUUCAUCUCCUACAUCUUUACCUUGUUGAAAUUUAUGGCUAUGAAAACCUUUAUUUACAACAAGUGGAUAAAGUGGCAUUUAUGCCAACCACUUGUGGGUUGAGCCUUUGAUUCAAGUUUUAAGCUUACAUUUUUAGUAUUUAGCUUGAGCCCCUUUUGAUUCUCAAUAUUAUUAGUGGGUUCAAUGGCUUAGUUGAUAUUUUGGUUGGUAGUUUGAUGGGGUUUUGUUAGAAACUUGAUAGAUAAGCUAGUUUUAAAGUUUUGUGUAAUUUGGAGUUAGUUUGGUAAGAUUUGGUGUUCUCCUUGUUCUUGAUUUUGGGGCUUUUUGGUGUAAAUUUUAGUUUAUGAUUUUUAAUUGAGGUUAGUGGGUUUAUGUUGGAAAUAUUAUGUUUAGGUUAGAUUUGAAAUUUGGUGUAGUUUAGAGUUGAUUUGGUUUGAUUUGGAUCUCGUUUUGGUCAAGAAAUGGGUAGUUUAGGGGCUAUUUAGUGUAAAAUUUAGUGUCAAAUUUGGUUUAGAGGUUAGUGUGCUUUUAUUUGUCAUAGUUGGAAUGGCUUAAUUUUCCGGUCAAAUCAAUUUUCCGACGAGAUUUAAGCUAUUCCGAGCACCUCCAUAACUUCCGAUGCGAGAAUCAUGUAAUUGCGUCACUGUUUAGUUUACGGCUACUGUUCGAGAAGAUAUAGUCAGUUACUCACGCGCCUACUAUUUCAUUUAGUAUUCUGCUGUUGCACCCCGCCUGUUUUUAUUAUUUUAUUAUUUUAUUAUUUACUUUUUAUUUGUUUUCUUUUAUUAUUUUCUUGUCCUUUGUUUCGCUUACCGCACCACGCAUUUCAACUGCCUGCGUCAGUAGUUUCCUAAUUACUUGUUAAUUAUUAAUUAGUAGUUUCUAUUUAGAUAAUUAUUUUCUUUCAAAUUUAAUUGUUAAUUAGUAUUUUAGAUUUUAGAUUCAAUUUUUAAUUUUCAAUUUAGAUAAAUCAAAACACCUUCAAAAAUCAUUUGGUCUAAUUUGAUUAAGUUAAAAAUUAAGUUUUCGCGAAAAUAAAUUUAGUCCUUGGAACGAAUCUUAUAUUACUAAAACGGGAUCGUGCACUUGCGAGUAAUUUCAAAAUCAUAUUUUGAGCACAUCAAGUUUUUGGCGCCGCUGCCGGGGACUAAAAUUAAUUUUCGCGGCUUAAUUUUUAAUUUUUCGGAUUAGUUUUUUUUUAUAUUCUCUCACUUCCUUUUUGUUUGAAUUUUAGGAAAUCGGAGGAAUAUGAGCUAGCUUGGAAUAAGCGGAGAAUAUUCUUGGAGUAUUGGAAGCUUGCUUGGGUACCUUGUAUCUCUCUCCUAUUUCAAUUUAUUUUAUUUAGAAAAUCACAAAAAAAUUGAAAUUAAAAAAAUCACAAACAAAUUAAAAAUUUAAAAUCCAAAAAUAGUAGUUAGAAUUAAAUAUGUGUUGCAUCAUGCAUUUUUACACUUAGGGCACAUCAUUUAGAUUUUAAUUUUUGUUUUUUUUUAAAUUUUCGUACCUUUAAAUUGUGGUGAUCGCUGGAGGACCCUAAGGUGCGUUAAUUUUCUUUCUUUCUCUAGAUUAGGACACGUAGUUUAAAUCAUCCAUAUUUGUUUACCGCUUUUAUUAUCUCGUUGUGUGGUGCAUCAUUUUAAAUAAAUCUUAAGGGCAAAACCCAAUCACAAGAUAAGGGGAGGGAUUUCAUCACUCUUUCCUUAGCCCACAACAACGUAUUUCUUCAUUUGCAUUUACCUAGCCUUUAAUAAAAUUGAAUUAGACGUUAGCCCCUAAGAUUUCGCGCUCAACUAGGAAGGUACCUAAAAGACGAGGUAAUCUUUUAUUAUUCCGACUCUUCGGUGUCUAGGCAAGCGAAAGCUUACCUGGCCGAUUAAGGUUUGGUGUCUAAGCGCGGAGAUUGGCCUCUUGGCAAUGCCUGCUCCAAACUGGCCAGACCGGUCCGAAUAAUUUUGGAUUUAUCGAGUUUUUGGUGGUCCUUAACGUUAGGAGCAAGGUCUAGUUCAUUUUUAUUAGGGAACCCUAGAAUUAAGUUUUUCUUUCACUUUUACACCCUUUCUUUUGUUUGUUUUAUUUCUUCGCACUUAUUUGCUACGUGUUUACUAUCUAGUUUAUGCGAACUACUUGGGUUAGGAACGAAUCGUCUAGAUUAGUUAGACCGAUCAUCGAAAUCCCGUCUUCAUCCUCUUCCGACUCCGAACCCAUAGAAGCUAGCGAACCGAUAGUAAACAUGGCGUUGUCUCUUAAAGACCGAUGUUACCCAUCCCGUUCCGCUCAACCAUCGUGUAUCACCCUUCCUCCCGUUAAUGGGAAUAAUUUCGAAAUUAAGGCACAUCACAUUAGCAUGUUGCCUAAGUUUUUAGGGAGUGAAGGUGAGGAUCCCUAUCUUUUCAUUCAAGAAUUUGAGGAGGUUUGCGGUUUGCAAAAACUCCAACAAUUGAGUGAAGACUCCAUUCGGCUUAGACUAAUCAACUUUGCUUUAAAAGAAAAUGCUAAAAAAUGGUUGUAUAGUCUACCCGUCAAUUCUAUUUCCACUUGGGAGGGGUUUGUGGUAAUGUUUCUUAAAAAGUAUUUUCCAAACCACAAAACGACUCGUAUUACAAAUGAAAUAAAUCAAUUCCAUCAAAGGGAAAAUGAGUCUUUUUGGAAAUUCUUUGAUCGUUUCAAAAAUCUUUUAUCACAAUGCCCCCACCAUGGAAUAGAGAAAUGGAGACUUUGUAAGAUUGUGUACGAGGCCUUAGAUAGUCAAACAACCGCUUUGUUAGAAUCUAUGUGCCAAGGCAAAUUCAUGGAGAAAGAUGAGGACCAAGGGUGGGAAUUUUUCGAGGACUUAGCCGAGAAAACAAUGUUAUGGGAGUCUACUAGGGAACCUAAAAAGUCGAUCGAGGCGUCUAGCUCUAGGGGUUUGCACUCGAUAGGAAACAAUGUGGCAACCGAUGCCAAAUUAGCAACCCUUACUAAGAGACUCGAAGCUUUAGAGUCUCAUAGUGGCCCUUCAUCUAUGCCUAUGUUCCCGAACUAUAAUGCUUCCCAUCCCGAGAUCCAACAAUCUCAUGAUUUUGAGCAAGUGAACGCGAUGUUCCAACCCAAGCCUAGAAAUGACCCGUUUGCACCAACGUACAACCCCGGGUGGAAGAAUCACCCGAAUUUCUCGUGGAACCAAGGGCAAAAUUUUCAAGCUCCACAACCUAAUUUUCCUAGGCCCAAUCCCAAUUCUUUUCCGAAUUAUCAAAACCCGAGUCAAGCCCCGUUAAAUCCUCCCGGUUUUAAUGAUUCGGAUAAGAGACUCAAUUCCUUAGAAAAAAGCAUAGAGGCCUUAGUGAAAUCGCAAACUAACUUAACCCAAUCCCAACAAACUUUCAUGCAAACUUUAACCCAAGAUCGGCAACUUUUGCAUUCUAAUGUGCAAGCCGUCUCUAAGUUAGAGUCCCAAUUGAGUCAAUUAGCGAGCACGUUGUGUGAACGAGAAAAGAACAAGUUCCCAAGCCAACCGGAGCCGAACCCAAAAUUUCCACUUAAUCAAAGACCCCCGGAUAAUGUGCAUUCAGUCAUUUCUCUUAGGUCGGGUAAGCAAAUAGACACCCACGUUGGUGAGAACCUUGGUAAGAAAGGGGAUUCGACUUCUAAUCCAAGUCCACCCUUCACUACAAUUAAUCAUGACAAACCCGAGAGUUCAAAAGCCCGUGAGGAGUCGAGUGACCCAAACCCGGAACCCGAGUUGCAAGGUGAAGUAGUCUAUAAACCGAGAGUCCCUUACCCACAAAGACUUAUUUCACCUAAGCAAUCGGCUCAAAUGGAGAAGAUUUUGGAAGUGUUUAAGCAAGUCAAGGUCAACAUACCCCUUUUAGAUGCUAUUCAACAAAUUCCCUCAUAUGCUAAGUGUCUUAAGGAGUUAUGCACCCAUAAGAGAACUAACCAUGUCCCUAAGAAAGCUUUCCUUACCUCUCACAUUAGUUCGAUUCUUUCAAACCAAAUUCCCGUGAAAUACAAGGACCCCGGUUGUCCUACAAUUUCAUGUGUCAUAGGAGAAACUUUUGUGGAUAAGGCGUUACUUGAUUUAGGGGCUAGUGUUAAUCUCCUUCCAUAUUCUGUCUACCAAGCUUUAGGUUUAGGGGAGCUCCGCCAAACCAAUGUCACACUUCAAUUAGCCGAUCGAUCCGUGAAAAUUCCUAAGGGAAUGAUCGAGGAUGUGCUAAUUAAAGUAGGUGAUUUCGUGUUUCCCGUAGAUUUUGUCGUCCUAGAGACCGAGCCGGUUAGGAACCCUAAGAAUCAAAUUCCCAUUAUCCUAGGACGACCGUUUUUAGCUACAUCCAACGCAUUGAUUAAUUGUAGGAAUGGCUUAAUGAAGCUAACAUUUGGCAACAUGACAAUCGACCUCAACAUCUUUCAUGUAGGGAAACAAUCCGAUGAUUUCUAUGAUCAACCUUUAGACGUCAAUCUAAUUGAUGAAAUAGUUGAUCAAGAUCUCAUGAAUCCUAAAGAUGCCCUUGAAUUUUGCUUAAAACAUUUUGGAGAGGAUUGGGAUGUUUCCGACUACACACAUGAGGUCAACCAAAUGUUAGAAUCCACCAUUCCUACAACGGGUCAAAAGCGUGAUGUUGAACCCGAGCAUUUGCCUUUACCUAAGAAAAUCGUUGAGUCACAACCGCCGGAGUUAGAACUCAAACCUCUUCCCGACACUCUUAAGUAUGCUUUUCUAGGCCCUAAUGAGUCAUAUCCCGUUAUCAUUGCCUCUAAUUUGACUACGUCACAAGAGGAAGAACUUCUAGAAAUCCUUAGAAAGCAUAAGGGAGCGAUAGGGUGGAGCAUCUCGGACAUUAAAGGAAUUAGCCCGGCGAUUGUCCAACAUAGGAUUCAUUUGGUAGAAGAUGCUAAGCCGGUGAGAGAACCUCAAAGGAGGUUGAAUCCUCCCAUGAUGGAGGUAGUUAAGAAAGAAAUUCUUAAGUGCUUAGACAAUGGGAUCAUUUAUCCCAUUUCCGAUAGCAAGUGGGUGAGUCCCGUUCAUGUAGUGCCCAAGAAGUCGGGCAUUACUUUGGUGACCAAUGAGAACAAUGAGCAAGUUCCAACACGUGUCCAAUCCGGUUGGAGAAUGUGCAUAGAUUUUAGAAAGCUCAAUGCCGUCACUAGGAAAGAUCAUUUUCCUUUGCCCUUUAUCGAUCAAAUGCUAGAGAGGUUAGCGGGUCAUGCGUUUUAUUGUUUCUUAGAUGGUUACUCGGGAUAUUUUCAAAUCCCAAUCGCACCCGAGGACCAAGAAAAGACCACCUUCACUUGCCCUUUUGGAACCUUCGCUUAUAGACGUCUAGCUUUCGGCCUAACCACGGGCCCGUCCACGUUCCAAAGGUGCAUGACUAGCAUCUUCUCGGAAAUGAUAGGUGACUUUCUAGAAGUCUUCAUAGACGACUUUUCCAUCUUUGGACCAUCUUUUCACCAAUGCCUUAACAAUCUAGAUCGAGUGUUGAAAAGAUGUGAGGAAACGGAUCUAGUGUUAAAUUGGGAGAAAUGUCAUUUCAUGGUUAAGGAGGGAAUCGUUCUAGGGCAUAAAAUUUCUGAAAAAGGAAUCGAAGUAGACAAGGCUAAGGUCGACCUAAUAGCUAAUCUCCCUCCUCCCAAGUCCGUUAAGGAAAUUCGCUCUUUCCUUGGACAUGCGGGAUUUUAUCGUAGAUUCAUCCAGGAUUUUAGCAAAAAGGCCCGACCUUUGACCAACCUUCUAGCUAAGGAUGUCAAAUUCGAGUUCACAAGCGAGUGUGUUCAUUCCUUCGACGACCUUAAGAGAGAAUUGACUUCGGCCCCGAUCAUGAAAUCUCCCGAUUGGAGUCAACCUUUUGAGCUUAUGUGUGACGCAUCCGAUUAUGCCAUAGGAGCGGUUUUAGGACAACGAAUAGAUAAGAGGCCUCAUGUCAUUUACUACGCUAGUAAAACCUUAAAUGAUGCCCAACUCAAUUACUCUACCACCGAGAAGGAACUUCUAGCCGUAGUCUUUGCCUUAGAAAAAUUUCGCUCUUAUCUUAUCGGGUCCAAAAUCAUUGUUUACACCGAUCAUGCCGCUCUUAAGUACCUUUUCUCUAAAAAAGACUCAAAAGCCCGUUUGAUUAGAUGGGUGUUGUUGCUCCAAGAGUUUGACUUAGAGAUUAGGGAUAAGAAAGGUUGUGAGAAUGUCGUCGCCGACCAUCUCUCUCGAUUAGUGGUUGAAUCCACUAAUGACUUGCCCUUAAGCGAGUCCUUUCCCGACGAACACCUUCUCACGAUUUCCACUCUCCCUUGGUUCGCCGACAUAGUCAAUUACUUAGCAACCGGUGACAUUCCCUCGAAUUGGUCCAAGAAUGAUAAAGCCAAGUUCUUUUCUCAAGUGAAACAUUUCUUUUGGGACGACCCGUAUCUCUUUAAACAUUGUCCCGAUCAAAUCAUUAGGAGGUGUGUCCCAAAUAGUGAGUUUCAUAGCAUCCUCUCGUUUUGUCACGAUCAAGCAUGUGGAGGUCAUUUUAGUGCGAAGAAGACCGCCGCUAAAAUCCUCCAAUGCGGUUUUUAUUGGCCUAGUUUGUUUAAGGAUGCCGCCGAGUAUUGUUCCGCAUGUAGUAGGUGUCAACAUCUAGGAAGAAUCACUAGAAGGAACAUGAUGCCUAUGAGCCCAAUCCUUGUUAUAGAGCUCUUUGAUGUGUGGGGCAUAGAUUUCAUGGGCCCAUUCCCUAGUUCAUUUGGCCACCUUUACAUCCUUCUCGCGGUAGAUUACGUUUCUAAGUGGGUAGAAGCCAUCCCGACCCGGUCCAAUGACAACAAAGUUGUCCUCCGAUUCCUUAAAGAGAAUAUCUUUUCUCGAUUUGGAACGCCUAGGGCUAUCAUUAGUGACCAAGGGACACAUUUUAAGAACCGUCAAUUCGAGUCACUUCUUAAGAAGUACUCCAUCACUCAUAGGCUUGCUACCCCUUAUCAUCCUCAAACUAGUGGCCAAGUAGAGGUGUCGAACCGGCAAAUUAAGCAAAUUCUAGAAAAGACGGUCAACUCGAAUAGGAAGGAUUGGUCCACCAAGUUGAUAGACGCCUUAUGGGCCUAUCGGACCGCCUUUAAGACCGUCUUAGGAAUGUCUCCUUAUAGACUCGUGUAUGGUAAAGCUUGCCAUUUGCCGGUUGAGUUAGAGCAUAGGGCCAUGUGGGCCAUUAGAGAAUUGAACUUCGACUUACCCACCGCCGGUAGUCAUCGAAAGUUGCAAUUGACCGAGUUAGACGAGCUUCGAAAUGAUGCCUACGAAAACGCUAAAAUUUACAAAGAGAAAACCAAGGCCUUCCAUGAUAAGACCAUCUUGAGAAAAUCCUUUUCUCCCGGCCAAAAAGUUCUUCUCUACAAUUCUAGGCUUCAUUUGUUUCCCGGUAAGUUGCGUUCUAGAUGGGACGGUCCUUACAUUGUUCAAGUUGUGUUUCCUCACGGUGCUAUUGAAAUUCAGGAUCCUAAAAAUGGUAAUGUUUUUAAAGUUAAUGGUCAACGUCUUAAACCAUUUUUAGAAUUGCCUAUUGAUUCGGAGGAAGAGGUCAUCCACCUCAUCGACCCUUGAUCAUGUAAGUUGCUUCAGUAGUUAAUAAAAAUCCCUUCAUCUCCUAUUCAGGUAUUUUUCCUCUUUACUCUCUCAUUUCAAUUCUCUCUUUUGCAUACAUUGAGGACAAUGCAUGAUUUAGGUAUGGGGAGGGCUUUAGUGUAAUUCUUAAAAAAUGAAAAUCCCUAAAAAAUAAAAAAAUUAGAAAAUCCAAAAACAGAGAUUCUUUUAGCUAAGUUGUCUUUCCCUCACUCGAACUUUAGGAGUAGUUGGUGUUUAGCAUGUUUUUGAAAAGUAUAUAUAUGUAGUGUCUUUUAGAUAAUUUGAACGUAGUUGAGUAAGGUUGUCUUUUUGAAACUUGUAUCGACCGAUUUGUACUUUAAAUUCCAAGAUGGCACACACAUUUGCACAAGACCUUUGAUGGAGAGAUUGUCUAGUGAUAUUAUUCGAUACCUGAGAGAGAACCCACAUGUUGAAACAAUGUCGAAUCGAACCUUUGCGAAUAAAAAAGAAAUAUAGAAAAAAAAAAAAAAAAAGAAGAAAAAAAGGAAUAACUACUUCAAUACCCAUUGUUCUUUAUAGAUAAAAUCUUUAGAUAAAUGGGCAAAAGUAGAUUGGCUAGUCUCGUUUUGUGGCCUUUGUUACUCGAGUUAUUAAGUCCGUCGGGGGAUUUUAAAACCUAGUGCCCUAAGACCGUUUGGUUUGGGAGUCACUGACCUAAAGCUCGUUACAUGGGUAACAUUGUUUGCCUAAGAAAACGGACAAAAUAAAGUCAAUGCAAAAAAAAAAAAAAAAAAAAAAAAAAAGAAGAGAGAAGAAGAAUAAGAGUUUGUGAAGUUUGGCUAGAUAUUUGUUUCGAUAGAGAUUGGGUCAGUUCAAAAUUGGUUGAAAAAGAGAAAAUGUUAUUAGACGAUUAGGAUCCAUCAAAGGCCUUAAAUUACUUACACUCCUUGGAUUUCUAGUAAAUUUUUGUGUCGAGUCAAGUAGAUUAGAGACGACUGUAUCUUGAUUAUUAGUAGAUGAGUCUUUAAGUCAUAUUUUCCUUAAAAACGCUUUUUGUUAACAUCAACGAAAUUAGAGUAGAGUCGAGUAGACACUUGCUAGAAUGUCUCGAAGAUUUUAUGGGUAUAUCUUCUGUAAACCCUUAGGAGACAAAACUCCUCUUGUAGAGAUCGUCUACGAGUUUAACGGGUUGGUGAACCUAAAAUCACCCGUCACGCCUACGAAAAGGAGCCUAGGAAUCGCAUCUAGUUUUCUUAGUUUAUUUUCUUUUCUUUUGAUUUUCACUCGAGGACGAGCAAAAUUUAGGUAUGGGGACGUUUGAUAGGUCCAUUAUUUUGCACAUUUUAACUACCGAUUUAUUGCUUGUUUUCGUAUUUUAUUAGUUAAUUGUUUUGUUUUCAGGAAUUUUUAGAGAAAUCGAGAAUUCAAGAGAAAAAGGAACAAAAAGGUGCAAGAAGGGAAAAAGAGGAAGAAAAAGAAAAGAAAAAGAAGAAGAAGAAGAAAAGGGAAAAGAAAAUCAAAAAAAAACAAGGACCCUUCUACCCCUAAAACCCUAAUCUUGGCCUAUAUAAACACCCUUUUCUCUCAUUAGCUCUCAAGUUAGUUUACCCUAGUUUUACCUAGUUGUUAGUAGCCUCCAUCAAUUUCUAGCUUUCUUUUUCAAAUUGUAAUCUCUCAAAUAUUGUAAACACUUUCUUGUUUAAUAUAAGUUCAAGUUUAGUUUC